AUGUUGGAUGGUUGUGAUUCACUUGCCACUCCAAGUCUAGUGAUCGCAACAACCUAUAUCCACUCGGACGAAGAAAUGGCAGACGUAGAUGUAGAACAAUCAUCCUCAUCAUCAGCACCAAAGGAAAAGGGUGGAAAGAAAAAGUUUGAAGUAAAGAGAUGGAAUGCUGUCGCCCUCUGGAUUUGGGAUAUUGUUGUAGAUAAUUGUGCUAUUUGCCGUAACCAUAUUAUGGAUUUGUGUAUCGAAUGUCAAGCAAAUCAAGCAUCAAAUACUUCUGAAGAAUGUACAGUAGCAUGGGGAAUUUGUAAUCAUGCUUUCCAUUUCCAUUGCAUUUCACGUUGGUUAAAGACCAGACAGGUUUGUCCUUUAGACAACAGAGAUUGGGAGUUCUUAAAAUACGUAGUGGUCGAUGGCCAUAGAAGAGAGAUCAAAAUUAUUUUGAAUUUAUUACUAAUAUUCGAUUAUUUCUUAAAAUUAUUUAGGGUUAAAUUUGUCAAUGGUACUUUGGAACUGAAUAUAAAUAAAUAUCUAAUAUACACUAUAACCAGUUUUGAAUAUACAUUUCAACAUGUCUUUGUUGAAGAAUCAAAGACACUUUCAGUGAUGUGUCGUCAAGUUUGCUUAAAGAUGAUAGGACCUAUCGAUACUGAAUCUAGAUACUUGUCACCAGAGUUUAGAGUAACAUCUACUAGAUUCAACCUAUUAUCAUUUAAAGAUAUAUUGUUGAAUAGUAUAUCAGAUCAAUAUGUAGUUGUCGAUGACAAAGACGAUGACAAAGACGAUGACAAAGACUAUUAUACAGAUUGGAUACAAGAUAGUAUCAACAAAGCAGAUAAAAGUAAAAUGACAACUGCUUUGAUGGUUGGAUACGAAUCACUAAACUCAAUCUACCAAAUACCAUCAAUUGAGACACUAUUCAUUCAUCACCUAGAUAAAGGUAGUGUAGAUCUUGGUUCCAUCUCACUACUGCCCAAUCUCCAAAGACUUGCAAUUUGUGUACAUAAUUUCAAGAAUCUUGGUCUCCAUACAAAUCUAAAGUCACUUAGACUAGGUGCGAUAAAUAUCAACCUAGUCGACUUGGGUCUCUUAAAAUUCGUAUCGCUGACAGAACUGUCUUUGAACCUAGUGACAGAUAUCAGAGCAGGUCUCUUGCCAAGUAGUCUCACAUCACUCUCUCUGAAAACAUCAGACAUUCCUCCAAGAGACACAUUCCUUUCAUUAAAGUCGCUAGUGACCCUCAAGAUUAGAUUCAAAGAUGAUAUAAUUUUAGCUACAAGGCCACCGGCUGUCUCAUUAUUCAUCGACCUCUUGACACUAUGUAACCUCAAAACCCUAAUAAUCGACCCAACACCCUACUUUAUCGAGGUGAGUGUCCCACCCUCUCUCAAGAUAUUAAGCUUUUGGUCGUCAUGCGUACAAAUCCCAUCCCAAUGUCCUCUACCUCGUUUGGAGAAAUUGGAGAUUCGCGAAAUGAAAAAAGGAUUGAUCAAUAAUAAUAAUCUAGUAUCACAAUGUCCAUCUCUCAAGAAACUAGUUAUUAUUGGAUGCAACAAACCCAUUCCAUCCAAUAUGGUACCAUCGACUGUAGAAAAGCUUACAAUCUAUAAAGAUCAUUAUGCCAAAAAUAAUAUAUUCAGUAAAGUUGUAUUCCCACCAUCCCUCACUCAUCUAACCAUCAAUGGGCACCACUAUGAACCUAUUCAACUCCCUCUGUCACUCGUUAAACUAAAACAAAUAGUUGAUGAACCAGCACCAUCACCACUUCCGAGUCAAUUGAAAAAACUAGUUUGGAAAGUAAAUUGGAUAACCAAUAUUUCAAAUCAAUUGUUUCCAUUAUCUUAUCCACCCAAUCUAAAAACAUUCAACUUGAUAGAUAUAAAAUGUGACUAUAAACUCGAGACUAUACCACCAAUCACCAAAUAUCUAUCAAUAACAUUAACCCCAGACCCCAACCAUUUCCAAUCCACUGUUAUCUUUUCAAUCAGCUCUAGAUUAAAAAAUAAUAUCAUCUCUCAACAGUUGUGGUUACCAUUCACUACAACUCAUCUAACUUGUAAUCUUUGGUUCUUUGGGUAUAAUAAUAAUAGCCAAAUAUUCUUUAGAUUAGACGAAAUAAUCAAUCAUACCAAUGUUAGAUAUCUAACUCUUGUUAAGCAUCCUGAAACCUUUCAAUUAUCAAUUCAAAGAUUAGACACAAAAAAUAGAUGUGUAUUAGUAUUGGAAACACAGACUCUUAGUGGUGGAAUAAUCACUCAACAACCAAAGAGAAAAUCAAAUAAUAAUAAUAAUAAUAAUAAUAAUAAUAAUAAUAAUCAACAAUUUAAUCAAAUUCAUUUAGAUAUAGGUAGAACCAACUCUAAUAGAUUUAAAUUGGAUUGGAGAAUUGAUAAUAAUAUAGUCGACAGUAUUGUUAAUCAAUAA
Molecule: messenger RNA, 2421 nt
Organism: Cavenderia fasciculata
Lineage: Eukaryota; Evosea; Eumycetozoa; Acytosteliales; Cavenderiaceae
Product: RING box protein
Exons: 9
Coding region: 1-2421 (806 amino acids)
Biological process (GO): protein ubiquitination; ubiquitin-dependent protein catabolic process
Cellular component (GO): cullin-RING ubiquitin ligase complex; nucleus
Molecular function (GO): ubiquitin protein ligase activity; cullin family protein binding; zinc ion binding
Source: RefSeq, a predicted model, not a curated record